AUGGUAUGUAUUAGUGUUACGUAAUAUACGAAUAGUAUUUGUCGACCAUUUUGUUUGUGUAUUAUUGAGUGAAUGUAUCGGUGAAUGACUUCCUUCAUAGCGAUUGACAGCACGUAUUGGCCGACAAUCGGGUGACCGCACAGGCAAUGGCCGGAAGCGAUCGAUGGUAUUUCAGCAAAGAAGAGUUGGCACACACGCCGUCGCGCAAGAAUGGCAUCGAUGCCGACAAAGAACUGUCGUACAGACAACAGGCGGCCAAUUUGAUCCAAGAUAUGGGACAACGAUUGCAUGUGACACAAUUAUGUAUAAAUACAGCCAUUGUUUAUAUGCAUCGGUUCUAUACGUUUCACUCGUUCACCAAAUUUCACCGAAAUGCGAUAUCUAGUUGUGCACUGUUUCUGGCGGCAAAGGUUGAAGAACAGCCCCGAAAGCUCGAGCACGUCAUCAAAGUGUCUCACAUGUGCUUACAUCGAGACAGUCCGCAACCACUCGAUGUCAAGAGUGAGGCAUACAAAGAUCAAGCCAUGGAAUUAGUCAUCAAUGAGAACCUAAUGCUACAGACAUUGGGUUUUGACAUUGCCGUCGAACAUCCGCAUACUUCGGUUGUCAACUGCUGUCAACUGGUCAGAGGUAAGGACUCGAGCAAAGAUUUGGCGCAGACAUCAUAUUUUAUGGCUACUAAUAGUCUUCACUUGACAACAAUGUGUCUUCAAUACAAGCCUACAGUCGUUGCCUGUGUUUGUAUACACUUGGCCUGCAAGUGGUCGUCGUGGGAGAUUCCGAGAUCAAGUGAGGGCAAAGAUUGGUUUUAUUAUGUGGACACAACUGUCACUUUAGAUUUGUUGGAACAGUUGACUUCUGAAUUUUUAGCUAUUUUAGAUAAGUGUCCGUCAAGAUUAAAACGUAAGAUACUUAGCGGAAACGGUAGUAAUUCAAGUGCCGGCACGAGUGUCCAAAAUAGUAUUGAUAGGCCUUUAAAUCGAUUGAAUGAUGAGAAGAGAAAAGAACAGCCGGUAAGAGAGGAACCAAAGUCUAUGGUCCCAUCAAAGCCCAGUUCGCACUUAACACCCGAUAAGCCGUCAGCUAAUAAUCCGACUAUAAGUCGUCGUUCGCCCUCAUCAUCGCCUCUAUCAAAGAAAAUUAAAAGCGAACCGACGACCCAUCAGCCAAAUCAACAGUCAACCAAAAUUUCAACUCCUAUUUCUGUAUCGACUUAUCGAGAAAGAAAAGAACGGACAACACCUCAACCAGAUAUACAUAAACAGCCCUCAACUUCAUUACCAAACAGAUCAUCAUCUCAUCAAACAUCGCGUGAUAUCUUAAAUUUACCAAAAGAUAAAAUGCCAACAAAAGCGCAGACAAUUAGUGAUAAACAACAGAAAUCAAUCGAUGAUAGAAACAAAUUUAGACCUAAAAAUAGUGAUUAUUUAUUUGAUAAUAACCGCAGCGCCAACCCUUCAAAAUCAAUUUCAAAUGUUUCAUUAACUCAUCCAAAACAUACACAAAAUAACUUAAUAAAAGAAGACUUAUUCAACACUAAUACAGUCCAUAAUAAACCACAUUUUGGCUCAUUUGGUGUCAAUAAUUCCGAAGACUCGCCGGAUAUUAAACGAGAGGUUGUGAACGAUCUUCAUAUGGAAUUCUCUGACAAUUCAAACCAAUCCACUAAUGAACUAAAUCUUAUGAACUCUUUUCCAACUGAUUUUAUGAACGAUUCUUUAGACUCGAAAAAAGAUUUUAAUUUUAGUAAUAAUAAUAAUAAUAAUAAAUUACAAACAAAUAGCGAUCCUCCAGUAAAGACAAGCUUUAUGUCUAUAUUUUCGACUCCAAUAGCGACAACAAAUUCGUCGUCCACUUCAACAACACAUCUAUCAAAAGCUGACAAUUCAAAGACAAACUCUUUAUCAAAACAUAACGACGUUUUACUUCGUAUUAAAUCCGAACCAUUGCCUCCAAUGUUAAGUCCUCUAAAGCCGUCAAUCGAUAACGAAGCGGCUUUUAAAUUAGAAAAACAGUUAUCACAUCCCUGUUCAACACAAUCUCAUUCCAAAUCUUUUACCUCUAAUUUUGGUUCUGAAUUAGAGCCAAAACAACAUCAAAAUUCAAGUAAAAUAUCUAAAUCUUCGCCAAAAUUAUUGUUAAACUCCGGGUCAACUCAACAGAAAAAUUCUCAGUUUGGAAAUGUUGUCCAAUCUAUUAAAGAAAAGGAAUUUACUGAAAGUUUACCCGAAGUUAAAUUGAAGUCAAAAGAAAUACCGAUAUCUUUUGGUGGUUCAAACCAAACAAUUUAUGCGACUAAUAGUAAUAUAUUUAACGAAACGGUGCCACCGAUUGCAAUAAAAGAAGAAAAACAUUUCAGAACAGAAGGCACAGACAUUCCGUCCAUUUCGAGCAAAAAUAAAUUACAAACGAAUAGUAAUAUUGAAUUAGACAUAAAACCAAAUAUUGAUAUUUUACCCGAUAUUAAGCCAACACUAGAUUUAACUCAAAAGACACAAAUUAAUACUAAUAAUACUUCUAAUCUUAUACAAGAACUUAUGGGAGACAUCAUUCCUCCGGUGCUUAAUAUGGAAAGUAUAGACAAAACGAGUCAUUCGGAACACGAAGAUAAAGAAAAGGAAAAGGAUAGACAUCACAAACACUCACAUCACUCGCAUAAAAGUAAACACAAAGAGAAACAUAAACACAAACAUAAGGAUAAGGAUAAAGACAGAGAAAAACAUAAAAGAAAAGAUAAGGAUAGAGAUAGAGAUAGAGAUAGAGAUCGCGAAAAAGAUAGAGACAGAAGUCGUGACGAUAGAGAAGACGCAGCCUUUAAGAUAUCGUAUUCCUCAUCUAAAGGCAGAGAUGAAGUGGCAAAUAAUAACAUGACUGCUGCGCCCAUUAAGUUGAAGAUUUCGAAGAAAAAAUGUAGUGUUGAUGACAGAGACGUUUUGUCGGAUAAAGACACCGAAGAACUACCGAAAAAUCCGAUAAAAUUGAAAAUUCAAUUAAAUCCCAAUAAAUCUUCAAAUACUCCCGAAUAUCAAUCAGAUUCAAGUGUCGGACGAAAGCGAAAAUUAAGUCCAAAUUCGAGUAAAAAAGAAAAGGCUUCCAAACAUGACUUGGAAUAUAAAUCAAAAGAAGAUAAGAGAGCGAAAAAAUUGUAUGAAUCUAAUCAUACAUCUUAUGAUAAAGGAUCCAAUCACUCAAAGACAUCAUUGAACUCUUGUACGCCUCAAUCUAUCACUUUGGAACCAAUGUCCACACCAUUAACACAAUCGCGUCUUUCAAAAGCUCAUAAAUAAUGUCAAAAGAGAUCAGCAAAUAAUUGUUAUGUCGAUCACUGUUUUUGACUUAUAUUGGUAUAAAUAUUAUAUUUACAAUAUAUAUUAGUUUAAAUUUUAGUGAAAUUGUAAAUGAAG
Messenger RNA from Oppia nitens, 3404 nucleotides. Its product is annotated as cyclin-T2-like. The record is from RefSeq and is a predicted model, not a curated record. The transcript is spliced from 7 exons. The coding region runs from base 147 to 3287 and encodes 1046 amino acids. Gene Ontology annotation, cellular component: nucleus; cyclin/CDK positive transcription elongation factor complex. Lineage: Eukaryota; Metazoa; Arthropoda; Arachnida; Sarcoptiformes; Oppiidae. Gene Ontology annotation, molecular function: cyclin-dependent protein serine/threonine kinase activator activity. Gene Ontology annotation, biological process: regulation of transcription by RNA polymerase II; positive regulation of DNA-templated transcription, elongation.